GUAAAACGCCAUGUACCCGAAAGUAACAAUUUUUAUUUUCUUUCGUUUUAAAGGUCAGUUUCAAAAUUCAUGUUGUCGGGAAAUCCAUCUUCCUUCUUGGAACCGGAAAGGGGAGAUGCCGACGGACCGGCCGCGGCAUUUGGCUCCAACGACGAAGACCCUUCGAAGCUCCUCACUGUUCCAACAGCAACCGGGGGGGUUAGACACAAGUGUCCGGCAUGCUUUAAACAAUACAAGAAAAAGGAGCAUCUGGUUGAGCACAUCAAUACUUCUUACCAUUCUGUUCAUGAUCCCAAGUGUGGGGUAUGCCAAAAGCACUGCAAAUCAUUCGAAUCCCUGAGGGAACACAUCAUUGGCCCCUUGUCCAAAGCUAGCUGUUCAACAAUAUUUGCAGAAAGAGGUUGUUCUUUGUGUUUGAAAGUAUUUGACUGUUCUGAUUCCUUAAGUCAGCAUAGAGAUAUAUGUUGCCUUCCAGCUCCUGCGCCUCUGGGAACAGUGGGGGUUCCUUUUACAGAAAUUGAAUUUGACAAUUCAUCUCUAAGUGAUGUGGAUGGAUAUGGGAGUGGAAGAGAAGCAGUUGCCAUGGAUUGCGCAAUUGUAGGUGGGGGAAGUGACGGAUCGCUCGAUCUUUGUGCUAGGGUUUGCCUUGUCAAUGAAGAUGAGAAGAUAAUUUUCCACAGCUAUGUUGUACCUGAGAUUUCUAUAACUGACUAUAGGAAUGAAAUCACGGGAAUUAAAGAAGAACAUAUCAGAGAUGCAUUGCCACUUGUGGAAGUGAGGGAGAAGAUUCUGGAGAUUCUUCAUAAUGGAGAAUCCAUUUGGAAAGUGAGAAUGGGUGGUGGAAGAGCUAAGGUUCUUGUGGGGCAUAACCUUACUCGUUUCUUACAAUGCCUGGGAAUGUACUAUCCUGACGAUUUACUUAGAGAUACUGCCAAGUACCAACCUUUGGCAAAGACAAAUUUUUUCAGCCACACUUUCAAGUAUCUUACCAAGACAUAUCUGGGGUAUACCAUUCAUGAAGGGGUACACGACACAUAUCAAGACAGCGUCACAGCGAUGAGGCUGUAUAAGAGAAUGAGGUUCCAAGACCACCAUCCGGAUCAGAAUGUAAACUUGGUGGCCCCGCAAGACUCCAUGGUCUUCAGUUUAUUCAACUCAAAGCAACUAGAGAGCAUGACACCUAGCGAGCUUCUGGAGAUCUCUAAGGCGAAUUACCAGUGUUGGUGCUUGGAUUCAAGAAGAAAAUGAUCUCUACGAACCGUUUCUUAGUGUGUGAAUCUUGCACUGGAGUAUGCUUCUAGUUGAUCAAUCCUCAUGAUUGUGUUUAUCUUCUUAAAUACGUAAUUAGUAAACCCUGCAAUGUGUGAACUGGUAGCCAGUUCUGUUUCAAGUGACUAGCUCCAACUCACAGGCGCUAAUGCAUUUCGUGAUAGCACUAGACCUGGAUAUUGGAUCGAACCAGUAAAUAACCAGACCGCCCGCCCGUUUCUAUGACUCUGGACAGGAACCGGUAUCUAGAAACGGUCAAAAUGAGUUCUGGAUCCCCAAAAUAGGCCUGUACUGGUUUUCAGCCCCGGUUCUUUUUUAAAUAGGCAAAAACUGGAAUGAAAUAGGGACUGACCGAGAAUCGGAACUUGAGUGGACCACUGGACCAGACUUUUUUCACUGGUCCUGGUUAUGGAUUAAGCCACCUUAGGAUCUGGAAUCAGUUGAUCUAGAAUCAAAACUGAAUCUGGUCCACACCUAGUUAACCAAAAUAUUUUGUGGGUAGAAUAGCCAUUUGCCUCUACUUCAGCCUAGUUUGUUGAAAGUAGUUUAAGAUUUGAAGUUGCUGAAUCAAUUGCGUGCUUGCAGCAACUUCACCCACUUUAUAUUUUCCGAUGUAUCAAUAAAAGAUUGAAAA
Molecule: messenger RNA, 1903 nt
Organism: Cuscuta epithymum
Lineage: Eukaryota; Viridiplantae; Streptophyta; Magnoliopsida; Solanales; Convolvulaceae
Source: the annotation of a GenBank genome assembly